Prorocentrum cordatum is the source of this 355-nucleotide messenger RNA. The record is from the annotation of a GenBank genome assembly. Lineage: Eukaryota; Dinophyceae; Prorocentrales; Prorocentraceae.
ACCUCGCCCUCCUGCUGCAAUGCCAGCGGCGCGUCUGCGCCUCCGUGUGGGCUUCCUACCAGUUGCAGCCCCUCGCCAGCGGGACCUGCCUGGCGCCCCUGCCCGGGCACGCGGCCGUGCAGGAGCGCGCCGGGCUGAAGCGCCGGGGGCGGGAGCCGGACCGUAAGGCGGCCCUCUUCCAGGUGCGGGGAACGUUCCGCGCUGAGCACGCGGAACCCUGCAGCCCCGUGUGCAGGUGGACGUGCGACAACCCCGUGUGCGAGGCCGUCUGCGCCCCCGUCUGCGAGCCGCCGCGCUGCGAGACGCGCUGCAAGCCGUUCGACACCUCCCAGUGCCACGACGAGUGCAGCAGGCC